This is a messenger RNA of Meloidogyne enterolobii, 1129 nucleotides long. NCBI's taxonomy places the organism in Eukaryota, Metazoa, Nematoda, Chromadorea, Rhabditida, Meloidogynidae. The record is from the annotation of a GenBank genome assembly.
UUAUAUCUGAUGAAUCCUACCUAGAACAAAUCAAAGUGUUGCCAGACAUUUGGGGGAAAAUCUCUUUAGUUUACAUUUUUAGUCAAAUUAAAGUAAUUUUUAGACAAAAAACAAGGAAAAUGACUAUUCACUCAAGCAAGAAAGUUGCAUAUUACUACGACGGUGAUGUCGGUAAUUAUUAUUAUGGCCAGGGACAUCCAAUGAAACCUCAUCGGAUACGUAUGACUCACAAUUUGUUAUUAAAUUAUGGACUUUACAGAAAAAUGGAAGUUUAUAGACCUCAACCUUCUAGCUUGGAAGAAAUGACAAAAUAUCAUAGUGAUGAUUAUAUGCUUUUCUUAAAGAACAUUAAACCAGACAAUAUUGGUGACUAUAGUCGUCAAAUGCAGCGAUUCAAUGUUGGGGAUGAUUGCCCUGUGUUUGAUGGACUCUUUGAAUUUUGUCAAAUUUCGAGCGGUGGAUCAAUAGCUGCCGCAACAAAAAUUAACCGUCAGCAUGUGGAUAUGGCAAUCAAUUGGAUGGGUGGUUUGCACCAUGCAAAGAAAUCUGAAGCUUCAGGCUUUUGUUACACAAACGAUAUUGUGCUUGCUAUACUUGAAUUGUUAAAAUACCAUCAAAGAGUUUUGUACGUCGAUAUCGAUAUACAUCAUGGUGAUGGAGUUGAAGAAGCUUUUUAUACGACAGACAGGGUUAUGACGGUUUCCUUCCACAAAUAUGGAGAAUAUUUUCCUGGAACUGGAGAUUUAAAAGACAUUGGAGCUGAAAAGGGGCGCUAUUAUGCAGUCAAUUUUCCACUUCGUGAUGGAAUUGAUGAUGAUACUUAUGAACGAAUAUUUCAACCAGUAAUGGAGAAAAUAAUUUGUGCUUACCAACCUUCUGUUAUUGUAUUGCAAUGUGGAGCUGAUUCUUUGACUGGAGAUCGGUUGGGGUGUUUCAAUCUAACUUUGAAAGGUUAUUUUUGAAGUUAAUGGGACUUGGUAUCAGAUUGGUGGCUGGCAACUGACUGAGAGAACACUGAUGGGAGGAGGGAGGGGGCAAAUUCUAGAAAUGGGAUUGGUUAGAAAAAUAGGGAUCAGAUGCAACAAAGGAUCCUAUACUCGAUACCUGAAACUGAGGGAGCACUUGCCGG